Cylicocyclus nassatus is the source of this 612-nucleotide messenger RNA. NCBI's taxonomy places the organism in Eukaryota, Metazoa, Nematoda, Chromadorea, Rhabditida, Strongylidae. The record is from the annotation of a GenBank genome assembly.
AUGUUUCCUUCAAUAGCCUUCCUACUCUUAUUCUACACAAAAUCCGCUGAAACUGCUCAGAGGCUGACAUGCAAAAAUGAGUUGGCUGAAGCAUGCGUCGAUCAAGUGUAUCCAGGAACCGGUGUGUCGGACUGUCCCGCUAGAGCACAGCUCUGCACUAACCCCACUUAUCAGACCUUGAUGGAGCAGAUGUGCCCACAAACUUGCGGUUUGUGCCCUGACGAAUGUGCUGACGAAGUGAACCCAGGGACAGGAGUGUCAGAUUGUCCGGCUAGAAAAGCACUUUGCAGCAAUCCUACGUACGAAGCUUUGAUGAAAAAACUCUGCCCAAAGACGUGUGGAUACUGUCCCACUAAUGGUCCGCUUGGCAAUCCUGAUCCUACAACUCCACCACCCGACCCACCAACAGUUGCUCCACAGACUCCUCCUCCAACUCUACUACCUAACCCACCAACAGUUGCUCCGUUCAUAUACCCUCCAUUCCCUUUUAUUUUCUACCGACUCCCAUACCAAUAUCUGGGCUUAAUCUUUUACCUAUUGUUCCCGUCGCUCCAGUCUUUCCUUCAAUGCCCUUCCCUGCAGUAUAUCCUUCAAUGCCUGUCACUCCAGUAA